This is a messenger RNA of Polistes dominula (European paper wasp), 4127 nucleotides long. It is a transcript of the gene Mkp3, whose product is annotated as Mitogen-activated protein kinase phosphatase 3. Gene Ontology annotation, cellular component: cytosol; cytoplasm. Gene Ontology annotation, molecular function: protein tyrosine/threonine phosphatase activity; MAP kinase tyrosine/serine/threonine phosphatase activity; MAP kinase tyrosine phosphatase activity. Lineage: Eukaryota; Metazoa; Arthropoda; Insecta; Hymenoptera; Vespidae. Gene Ontology annotation, biological process: negative regulation of MAPK cascade; peptidyl-tyrosine dephosphorylation. The record is from RefSeq and is a predicted model, not a curated record.
GUGGGGGUGGGGGGCUUAGGAGAAAGGUGGAAAUUGAAUCGUACGCUAGUCGAGAAAGCAUUACGAGUAGAAGAGGAAACGAGUCGAGCGAUGCUGGAAGGAUUCGUAAGGUGAAACGAAGAAGACGGGGACGAUCUCGAAUCGUCGAGAUACGUUAUCGAUAUCGAAUGAGUCGUUGAGCGCGCUGCUGCCGUUGACACGGGUCCAGCGUACGCUACGCAGCAUCCCCGUUUUUGUCUUUCUAUCUCUCUCUCUCUCUAUCUCUCUCUCUUUCUAUCUCGUUGUGUUACUCGUGAUCGUCACCGCCGUCAUCGGCAUCAUCGUCAUCGUUUAGUGUUGUAGUUUGUAGAUCGUCGUUGUUAAUUGUCUGUUCGUUAAUCGUUGUCAUCUUGGUUGUUUGUUGUGUGUUGUUGUGGUGUUGUUGUAUCGGCAUUCGUCAGUAUGAUUGUUCAUUCACGAAGUUAUCAUGUUUUACGUUGAUAGACGGAGAGAGAGAUAGAGUGAUCACAAAGAGGAAAAGAGAAGAAGAAUAAGAAGAAGAAGAAGAGGAAGAGUAAGAGUAAAGUAAGAGUAAAAGUAAAGAAGAUAGGACGCUAACGAAGGUGAAAACCAAAGAAUGGUUGAACGUAUGCGUCAAAGGAAACAAAAGGAUGAAACGUAUUAAAAUGAUCUGUGUGCACCAAGAUCAAAUUUGACCAUUUUAUAAUAGUGAAAAAGAAGAAGAGCUGGUUAACAAUUGGCUGAUUGAGAAAUAUCUUUUGCAAGAGAGAGAGAGAGAGAGAGAGAAAGUUAUUAUCUCGGAACAUGCAUUUUUUGAACAAGCGUAAACAUUCCAUAAGCGUGUCGUUAAUUGGACAUGUCUUAAUUUGUAAAAGGAUCAAUAAUCGCGACGACGAACCGACGGUGGUAGAGGUGGAGAAGGUGGUGGAGGUGAAACACACACGACAUUAAUGUCGCAGGAAGUGAUGGGUAUGCAUGAGAGAUCACCGAACGAUGCGAUGUGAACGCGAUGUUGUAACGUCGUCGUCGUCGUCGUCGUCGUCGUCGUAUUCAUCGUCGUCGUCGUCGUCGUCGUCGUCAUCAUCAUCAUCGUCAUCGUGGGCGCUGAUGGAAUGUCUUUGGGAAAUACGUUCUACCAUAUAACUUAAAGUGCCAUUUCAUCAUAUCCAAUAUUAAUAUUUAAUAAUAAAUAUACACACACACACACAUUAUAUGUGAUCAUGUGCGUAACUUUGUUUUAUCGUUUAUAUAUGAAUGAACAUGCAAUAAUGAAAUAAUUAUUAUCUAAUAUUUACAUUGUUCGAUUAGUGUCAAAGAUAAAAUAUAUUAAAUGAUACAUUCAAAACAUAUACAAACACAUUGGGUUAUCAUCCUGCAUAUAUUGGCAGUUAUUUGUAUAUAUUAUCAAGAAUAUAAUAUAAGAAUACAUCUCUCUGCUUGUCUCUGUUAGUUCAAAUAUUGGAAAUAACGUUGAAGAAGAGUUUUUUAAUUCAUGCUCAACAUUGUGCAUGACAAACUGGAAAAGAAGAAAAAUAGAUGACCCUAUAUAUAAGGAUUGCGAAGAAAGCAAAUGAUAGAUAAAAUGAAUUGUAAAGAUGAUUAUUUAUGGGUAUAAGAGAAUUCAUUUAUAAUUGUAAAUAAAUCAAGUCUAAAAGUAUGGCAGAUAAUCUCAUAGGGCCAGAUUGGCUCUUUAGAGAACUCAGAUCACAAGAUGGUACAAACAGGCUCCUUAUUUUAGAUUGUAGAGCUCAUUCAGAUUUUCUGGAAGCUCAUAUUAGAGGAUCUGUCUCUUUGGCUAUACCAAGUAUAAUGUUAAGACGAUUGGCUGCAGGUAAAGUAGAUUUGAUAUCAACGAUAAGGUGUUUAGACUUAAGAAACAGAGUUGAAGUUUUUCUGCAUGGAGAUAAAAAUAGCAGAGGAACGUUUGUGUUGAUUGGAGAUUCUACAGAUCCUGUAGGACACCAGGGUGAGACGAUUCAAGUUUUAAAUCGAAGACUUAGAAGCAAUGGUGGAAGUGUCGCAAUACUUGCUGGUGGUUUCAUAGCAUUUAGAGAUAAAUAUCCAGAAUGGUGUGAGUGUAGUCAAACAAAUUUGGAAGGAUCAACUGGUCAAGACUCUAAUGAUGGAGAGUUGAUGGGUCUUAGAUCACUUAGGAUAUCGUGUCCACCAAUAAGAGCAUUUUCUGAUUCAGAUAGUGAUAGUACAUGCGAUUCUGUUGGACCUGAAGAAGAUAAAGAUUUUCCUGUUCAAAUUUUACCUCAUUUGUACCUUGGAAAUGCAGCCAAUAGCGAAGACAAAGAAGCUUUGGCACGACAUCAAAUACAGUACAUACUCAAUGUAACGCCAGAUUUACCAAAUGUAUUUGAAAGUGCUGGUUCUAUAAAAUACAUGCAGAUACCAAUAAGUGAUCAUUGGAGUCAAAACUUAGCCAGUUUUUUUCCACAAGCAAUUCAGUUUAUAGAAGAAGCGCGGAGCUCAGACAAAGGAGUGCUGGUUCACUGUUUAGCUGGAGUAUCACGGUCUGUUACAAUUACUGUAGCUUAUUUGAUGCAUAAAUGCAGCCUCAGCCUAAAUGAUGCUUUCAAUCUAGUACGUAGUAGAAAAUCCAAUGUUGCUCCAAAUUUUCACUUUAUGGAACAACUACUUAGUUUUGAAAGAGAAUUAAGAGAUAGAGAUGAUAGAAACAAAGGAAAUGAUCAAAGAUGUAUCGGGGCUUGCUUACCUGGUAGCACUUGUAAUUGUCCAGCACCGAGCUUUUUAAAUCCCGUUGAUUUGGGACUUAGUCCAGAUUCAGGGAUAGAAUUUGAUAGAUGGGCAACUAGUACACCAGCUGAAUGAGAUAGGCCUGGAGGGACCCAAUACAAAUUUUAGGUCCCUCCUUGCAAAUUAUUUAACAUGUUAACAAAGUCCUGAUUGAAGGGUAUAGGGGAACAAAAUAUAAGUUCUACUGUGACAUCAUUCAAAUUAUUCAUCUUCAGGAUGUUUUUCUUUUUUUUUUCAUAAACGAAUAAGAAAUUAAGAAAGAAGAAGAAGAAAGAAAGAAAUAUGUUACUCUCUUUGUUUCUUUUUCUUACAGAAAAUGUAUAUUUGUCAUCUACAAACGUUUUCCUUGAUACCAUUUUGAACAAUUUUAAAUGCUUCCUAUUAUAUUGUUUGUUUUGUUUUUUCUUUUAAUGAGAUAUUGGACAUAUCAAAUGUCUUUUAUAAUUCUUCGUAAAUUUGAUGAUUUCAAAUUUGAAAAUAGAUCAGAUUGCUGCAAUUAUGUAACAGUCAUAUUAUGGGGAGAGAAUAGAUAUGACUGUCUCUAUAUACUAUAUAUAUAUAUAUAUAUAAAAUAAACUUAGAAAAAUAUUUCCCCAGAUUGUUAAUAAGCAGCACAUUGCAUAUUGAAAGUAUUUUAUAAAUAAAAUCUGUAGUUUUCUAUCUUGUAAUUACACAUUCAUAUUAAUGAAUCUGACUACUAUUACUACUUUCUGAAAUUAUACUUCCGAGUCAGAAACGUAGUACAACAAUGUAAUUUAUUCAAGAUUUGUAUUAAGUUGUAUCAUUCAAUAUUAUAUAUGACGUUAGAAUAAUUUUCUAUUGACGACAAUUUAUUAUUAAGAGGAUAUAUAUUUUUUCAAUAAUAUUUUUUUCCCCCUAAAAACCCUUCAAUGAUGUGGCUGUGUUUAUUAUUAUUUUAUCAUAGGACAAUGUUUUUAGCUAUGAAAUAUCUAUAAUGAACAAAUUGCAAUAGAUCAAUCACAAUCUGUAGUUACAAAAAAAAGAAAAAAGAAAAAAGAAAAAACAUAAAAAAUAAAUCAUCACUGUUUAAUGUAUUAACUAAGUUGGAGGUACAAAAUUGAAAAUUGAUGGUCUUGUACUCAACACUGUUGUUAAGCUGUGUAAAUUUAAUAUGAUACUCAAAUGUAAUUUUUUAUGUAGUUUUUCAAUACACUGAAGUGACUUACCUUACACAAAGGGUAUAUAUAAUAUUCUUAAUGCGUUCUGGUUUGAAAGAUGAUGCAAAUGGAUUUGUGCAUAUUUAAUGCGAGAGAGUCCUUAAAAAAGCAAGAUGUUUAGGGAUCAUCUUAUUAAUAACGUUUUAGUUUAUAAUAAUAAUAAUAAUAGAUACGAAAGAUAAAAGA